CACCACCAGGCAUCCUGAGGAGACGGCGCAAGGCCUCUGAUGACACUAACGCUGCCGGUGCUGGUCGGGAGUCGUUCUAAUAAUGAUGGACAGAGCCUCUUCACACACCAACGGGCCCAUUUUGACACGUGCCAGUAUCGACUUCGCCUAAGGGAGACCACAUAGAAGGUAGUCCUACCCAUCGACCACCCAGCAUGGACGCGGCCGACUCCAUACCACCGGAGAUGUGGGAGGGCAUGGAUGCGAUGGAGAGGUCGCCGACGGUGUGGUAUAUGGCUAUUGGGGCUACGAUGCUGGCCGGACUGAUCAUCUGGUUCUAUGCACUCGUCUGGCUCUUCGCUCCCUCGCCGCGCCCUCCGACCAAAUCCGAGAAGCAAUAUAUCACCAUGACGGCCGAAGGACAAAUCUCUCCCCCGCAACCUCUGCCCUGCUGGUACGAUAACCACAUGGCUGUCAAAGAAAUGGCUCGCAACGGCCUCAUCGCGCGCGAGGAAGCUUUCCAGAUUUCCGAUGCAGAAGUCUUUAUGACGCUCGUGAUACCUGCCUACAAUGAGAUGCAUCGCUUGAAUGGGAUGCUCGAAGAAGCGGUAGGCUACUUGGAAGAACAGUACGGCCACCACGGAACUCCGAGUAAGAGCAGUAGUGAUGGAAAGCUACAAGCGAGCGGACAGCAAGGCGAUCCGAGGAGAGGUUGGGAGAUUAUAUUAGUUUCUGAUGGGAGUACGGAUAAGACUGUGAAUGUUGCGCUCAACUUCGCGAGGACGCAUCAACUGGCAACACCUCCUACGUACAAAGGGCCCUGGUCAGGAACCGGGACACCGACAAACAUACGACCGGGGACCAUCCGGGUGGUGAGCCUGGAGGAGAAUCGGGGCAAAGGAGGAGCUGUGACGCAUGGCAUGAGACAUGCCAGAGGGACAUAUGUCGUAUUUGCAGAUGCAGACGGAGCGAGCAGGUUCACGGAUCUUGGAAAGUUGGUCAGUGCUUGCGAGAAGGCAAAGGAUAAGAAUGGGAGAGCUGUCGGUGUGGGCUCGCGAGCACACAUGGUAGGGACAGAAGCAGUAGUGAAGCGAUCGGCACUUCGCAACCUCCUCAUGCGCGCAUUCCAUCUUGGUAUCUGGCUCCUCACCACACCCAAAGUGGCGCAGAUUAGAGAUACGCAGUGUGGCUUCAAGCUCUUCUCGCGGCCUGCGCUGCCUUAUAUUGUCCCAUAUAUGCACUCCGAGGGCUGGAUCUUCGAUGUGGAGAUGCUCAUGCUGGCCGAAAGCGCUGAUAUUCCCAUGGUGGAGGUGGCGAUUGGGUGGAAGGAAGUGGUGGGGUCCAAGUUGAAUGUGAUUAAAGACAGUAUCGGCAUGGCGAUUGGAUUAGCACUGUUGAGAUUUGCGUGGGGCGCUGGCAUUUACAGGAGAGAUUAGAAAAAAGAAUGCAUGCCAUUUGACCCCAUUUGCUUUUUCGAGGUCAUUACGAGUCCAUAAGAUGGGAGAGUACCUACAUGUACCUAAGCUACCUACCUCCUAAGGUAAGGUAGGUACAAUGGGUAUUAUCAGCCUACCCGACAAAACAACCAGAAACUUUUCCGUGUUUUGCCUCUCCAAAAGGAAAAAAAAGAACAACUUUCCAUUCUCGUAUCAACUUUCUCAACUUUCUCUUUUUCAAGUUUCUCUUUUCCAAGUUUCUCUUUUCCAAGUUUCAAGUGCUGCCCAAGGUACAGACAGGUCAUGUAUUUACAUUAUUUACCUAUUUCCACUGUCCCGCAUUCUCCGCUCCCUUUCCCAAAGCAUCCGCACCAUCUUUCACUCCACCCGUCAGACCUUGAAGUCCAUUUCCUACUGCUUUGGUACCAGUUGUAUUAUUAAUCGUCUCACCGAGACCUUGUCCGACACUUCCGACAGCUCCUCCGGCAGUUUUGACGACUCCUCCGGUGAGAUUUCCGAGGGUGGAGGUUAGACCUUUGGCGGCUCCUUCGGCUCCAGAGGUGGUGUUGUUGGUACUGGAUUGUCCGAUAGGCAUGGUUUUUUUGUUGUUGGUUGGUUGGUUGUGCUUCUGUUUUGUUUUGGUUGGAGAAGGAGUGAGUGCUCGAGGUGCUUGUGUCAAUAAGGUAGGUAAGGUAG
Molecule: messenger RNA, 2111 nt
Organism: Sphaerulina musiva SO2202
Lineage: Eukaryota; Fungi; Ascomycota; Dothideomycetes; Mycosphaerellales; Mycosphaerellaceae
Product: glycosyltransferase family 2 protein
Exons: 4
Coding region: 195-1415 (406 amino acids)
Cellular component (GO): endoplasmic reticulum membrane
Source: RefSeq, a predicted model, not a curated record